AUGACAGCAAAGGCAGUGGCUGUUAUCGCCGGCGUCGGCCCUGGGACGGGAGCCUCCAUAGCUCGUCGCUUUUCCCAAAAGUACCCAGUGGCUCUUCUAGCCCGCAAUCCAAAGAAUUACGAGGGAGUUGUCGACGACAUCACUAAGAGCGGCGGUAAGGCCGUAGGCAUCAGUGCAGACGUAUCGGACGCAGGCAGCGUCAAGCAUGCAUUUGCAGAGGUCGACAAGACUUUUCCAGGCAGCCUGCUUGCUGCUGCUAUAUACAAUGUUGGCGGCGGCCUUUCCGUGAAGCCGUUUCUGGAACUGAACGAAGAUGAUUUCACUCAGGGAUUCAAAACUAGCGGACUGGGAGGUUUCCAUUUCUCUCAGGCCGCAAUACCACGACUCCAAAAGGCCACUGAUUUGGAGCUUCCACCUACAUUGAUAUUUACCGGCGCCACUGCAAGUCUCAAAGCGUCUGCAAAAUUCACAGCGUUUGCAUCAGGCAAGUUUGCCCUGCGAGCUGUUGCACAGUCCCUGGCCAGGGAAUUUGGUCCUCAGGGCAUACACGUCUGUCAUGCCAUCGUUGAUGGAGUCAUCGACAUCGAACGAACAAGCCAUGUCCAAUUUGGCUCUCCCGAUUCAAAACUGGAUCCCGAUGCCAUUGCGGAAACGUACUGGCAUUUACAUUCUCAGCCAAGAACAACAUUUACCCAUGAAGUAGACCUUCGUCCGUACGUAGAGAAAUGGUAA
This is a messenger RNA of Nannizzia gypsea CBS 118893, 732 nucleotides long. Its product is annotated as oxidoreductase. Lineage: Eukaryota; Fungi; Ascomycota; Eurotiomycetes; Onygenales; Arthrodermataceae. The record is from RefSeq and is a predicted model, not a curated record. The coding region runs from base 1 to 732 and encodes 243 amino acids. The transcript has 5 exons.